Orycteropus afer afer is the source of this 627-nucleotide messenger RNA. It is a transcript of the gene LCN2, whose product is annotated as lipocalin 2. The record is from RefSeq and is a predicted model, not a curated record. Gene Ontology annotation, molecular function: small molecule binding. NCBI's taxonomy places the organism in Eukaryota, Metazoa, Chordata, Mammalia, Tubulidentata, Orycteropodidae.
AUGCCUCUAAGUUUCCUGUGGCUCGGCCUCACCUUGCUGGGCACCCUGCACACCCAGGCCCAGAGCUCCACCCCAGGCCUGAUCCCAGCACCCCCUCUGCUCAAGGUCCCUCUGCAGCCAGACUUCCAGGAGGACCAGUUCCAGGGGAAAUGGUACGUCAUUGGCCUAGGAGGGAAUGCGCUUGGGAAAGAUAAACAAGGCCAGUUUAAGAUGUAUACCACCACCUAUGAGCUGAAAGAAGAUGGCAGCUACAAUGUCACCUCCACCCUGCUCAAGAAUGAGAACUGUUUCCACUGGAUCAGAACUUUUGUCCCAAGUUUCCAGCCAGGCCAGUUCAACCUGGGCAACAUUAAGAAUUUCCCUGGUAUACAGAGCUACACAGUGCGUGUGGUAGCUACCAACUACAGCCAGUUCGCCAUAGUGUUCUUCAAGAAAGUUUCCAAUAAAAAGGAGUACUUCAAGACCACCCUCUAUGGGAGAACCAAGGAGCUGACCCCUGAGCUGAAGGAGAACUUUAUUCGCUUCGCCAAAUCUCUGGGCCUCACCGAUGACCACAUCAUCUUCCCAGUCCCAAUUGGUAAUGGCCAGUCGUGGGAAGAAGGGGACAUGGGGACUGUCCAGGCCUAA